This is a messenger RNA of Panthera uncia (snow leopard), 2875 nucleotides long. RefSeq names its product ecotropic viral integration site 2B (gene EVI2B). Gene Ontology annotation, biological process: positive regulation of neutrophil differentiation; regulation of stem cell division. Lineage: Eukaryota; Metazoa; Chordata; Mammalia; Carnivora; Felidae. The record is from RefSeq and is a predicted model, not a curated record. The transcript is spliced from 2 exons. Bases 113 to 1468 code for a protein of 451 amino acids.
UCUGAACUGAACCACCCCUUUUGCUUCCUUAGCCAAAUCACCAAAAUGUCCAGUUAGAACAAGAACUUAGCAUUCUGCAAAAAGAAGUUAACAGCUGAGGAAACAUUCUGAAAUGGAUCCCAAAUAUUUCAUCUUAAUUUUGUUUUGUGGACACCUCAGUGAUACAUUUCUCUUAACAACAGAAGACAUUACAACAGAGUCUCCUGUAUUUAUAUCAUCAAGGCUCAAUGUCUCAGCUAAUUCUCAAAACACAACAGGGAAUCCUUGGAGUCAACCAACAGAAUUCAGCCAUGUUUCUUCUGCACAACCAAUAUCAACUGCCAAAGUUGCUGCUGGACAAUCAAUACCAGGGGCCUAUGCUCCUUCUGAAAAACCGGCAGCGCACACUUCUGCCGGGCAACCACCUGCCUCUAACAUCACCAGACAACCAAUACCAACGGCCAACGCCUCCUCCCGACAAACAGUACUCCCUGUGCUUACCUCUGCCGGACAACUACCGCCAUCUGCCCAUACUUCUACCAAACAACUGCCGCCAUUUCUCUACACUUCCACUCAACAACCAUCAUCUAUCCACUCUUCUUCUGGAAAACCAAUACUACCAACUGUUCAUAAUCCAUCUAUACCACCAACCCCAAGUGUCAAAAGUUCACAGAGGGUGACUCCAGGAUUCAACCUAGAAACUACCAGUAACACAAAUAUCCCACGUGAAACCAAUUCUAAUUUGAUAGCUGCCACAUUAGUGGGUGUAAUUCUGACGUCUAUGUUUGUAGCUAUAAUCAUGAUUGUGCUAUGGAAAUGCUUGAGAAAACCAGUUUCACAUGAUCAGAAUUGGGCAGGUAGGUCUCCAUUUGCCGAUGGUGAAACCCCCGACAUCUGUUUGGAUAACUUUAGAGAAAAUGAAGUACCCGUGAAAAGGACAUCAAUUGUUUCACUUAUGCCCUGGAAACCAAGCAAAAACACACUCUUGGCAGAUGACUUAGAAAUUAAGUUGUUUGAAUCAAGUGAACACAUUGGAGAUUCCAACAACCCCAAAGCAGAGAAAAUAAAAGAUCAGGUAAAUGGUACAUCAGAGGAGAGUGCUGGGGGAUCAACGAUCGGCACUGCUGUUUCUUCUUCAGAUGAUGCAGAUUAUCCACCACCUUCCCCACUUCUUGAUUUGGAAGGACAGGAGAGUAACCAAUCCAACAAACCCACAAUGACAAUUAUAUCUCCUCUUCCAAAUGAGUCCACCAAUCUCCCACCAUCUCUGGACUGUCUCAAUCAAGUCUGUGAAGGUUACAAUUCUGAGUUUGAACAAUCAUUUCCACCUCCUCCCGACUCAUUUCACUUGCCCCCGGCACCAGAAGAUUUCAUGAAAAACCAGGAAGAUUCCAACAAUGAGAUCCAGGGUCAGGAAUUCUCUAUUCCUCCCGACUCUGGUCAAGACCACAGUGAAUCCUUGCCACCCCCACCUGAAGAACUGUUAUAAAUACUGUAAUUUGCUUUUUAGCUGAUUUUCCAUCCUUCCUACAGAACUCCAUCUUUUUUUUCUCUUCAUGUGAUGAAAUAUAUUAAAAGGCACCUGGUAGCCAAUUUUGAUUUUUAUUCAGGAACUACCUGAAAUCUGCUAAAGCCCAUGUGCAUGGCUGGAACUUAUUUUUAAAAAAUGACAUAACAGUGAUCUAUUUACUAGCUAUUGUACCUAAAUUUAAUGCAGAGAACAUUUUACCUAUGUGGAUGGUAUGUAUGUCAGUAACUUAGCCACUUUGGAAAUAAGCACUCUACAUAUAGUUAAUAUCAUCUAAUGGAUAUAUCUUUUUUUUCCUGAAUAGCUGUGUGUAAAGUUACAUUGAAUAAAUAACACUUUGUUUUUCCAUUUCAAAGAUUGAGAUGGGGAGGGAAGGGAUGAGAAAUUAAAUACAUACUCCAAGUUUUAAACAAAACUCCAAAUUUUAUUUAAAGUUUUUAAUUAAAAAAUUUUUUUAAAUGUUAUUUCUUUCUGAGAGACAGAACGUGAGCAGGAAAGGGGCAGACAGAGAGAGGGAGACAUGGAAUUGGAAGCAGGUUGUCACAGCACAGAGCCUGACGUGGGGCUUGAACUCACAAGCUGUGAGAUCAUGGCCUGAGGUGAAAUUGAGAGUCGGAUGCUUAACUGACUGAGCCACCCAGGCGCCCCUUUAAGAUUGAUUUUAAGUAUCUCCACACACAAUGUGGGGCUCAAACCUAUAACCCCAAGAUUAAGAAUCGCAUGCUCUGCUGACUGAGCCAGCAGGGUGCUCUAAAACUCCAAAUUUUAAAUUAACACCUCAAGUAUUAAAUACAUAUUCCAAGUUUGUGGGGAUGAGAAACUAAAAUGCAUGUUUGAGAAUACAAAAAUUUCCUUUUAGCUCUCACUGGAAACAGUAAAGCAAGUAUGUUAAAACACCAAAUUGUGGGGGUGGGGGUUGGACUGGGGAUGUUUACUCUGAAAAAAAUAUAAGCAUGCACCAUAAACUGUAGACAUUGGGGGAGCACAAUUUUUUAAACUAACAUCCUUUUUUAAAAUUUUAUUUGUUUUGAGUUUAUUUAUUUUGAGAAAGAGAGAAUUCGAGCAGGGUAGGGCAGAGACAGCAGCAGGGAGACAGAAUCCCAAGGAGGCUCCACACUGUCAGCACAGAGCCUGAUGCAGGGCUUGAACUCACAAACUGUGAGAUCAUAACCUGAGUAGAAAUCAAGAGCUGGACACUUAACCGACUGAGCCACCCAGGCGCCCCUAAAACUAAGCAUCUGUAAAAAUUUCUUCGUUCUAUGGCUCUAGCACCCAAACAAAAUGAAAUCUUAUAAAGGAAAACAAAAAAUAAAACCACACACACAAAACCACACUUCUAUGGCUCCAUUCCAAAUUUGAAUGAUUUUU